Molecule: messenger RNA, 3104 nt
Organism: Pogona vitticeps (central bearded dragon)
Lineage: Eukaryota; Metazoa; Chordata; Lepidosauria; Squamata; Agamidae
Source: RefSeq, a predicted model, not a curated record
CAGCACUUCAAGACAAACACUAAUGUGGAUUCCAGACUCUUUCUUUUCAAGUUUGCUAAGUGGAAGAAUUUCAACACUGAAAGAUGAAACUGGUGCUAUAUUUAUUGAUAGAGAUCCUGCAGCGUUUGCACCUAUUUUAAAUUUUCUCCGAACAAAGGAAUUAGAUUUGCGAGGAGUAAGCAUUAAUGUACUUAGGCACGAAGCAGAAUUUUAUGGAAUCACACCUUUAGUAAGAAGACUUCUUUUAUGUGAAGAGCUGGAGCGUUCAUCUUGUGGCAGUGUCCUCUUUCAUGGAUAUCUUCCACCUCCAGGCAUUCCAAGUCGUAAGAUUAGCAGUUCUACAACAGCUUCUACUGAUGUUAGAACACCUCAGAAUUGCCUUGAAGGGGAAAUCCGAGGAGGGAAUAUGCAGCCUUCACUUGCUGGUCCUGGAGAAGAUACAGUUAGGUUAGGGUUUCCUGUGGAUCCGCGGAAAGUUUUGAUAGUGGCUGGCCAUCAUAACUGGAUUGUAGCUGCAUAUGCUCACUUUGCAGUUUGUUAUAGAAUUGUUCAGUGUUUUGAAGAUUUCCCCCCACCCACUUGCUACAACAGAGAUGGGGAACAUUUCGUAUUUUGGAUGUUUUGGCCAAACCAGCAUAACAAGCAAAUUAAGGAAUCGUCUGGAUGGCAGCAGGUGUUCACAAGUCCUUACUUAGAUUGGACUAUUGAAAGGGUGGCUCUGAAUGCAAAAGUUGUUGGUGGUCCACAUGGAGACAAAGAUAAAAUGGUUGCUGUUGCAUCUGAAAGCAGUAUUAUCUUAUGGAGUGUUCAGGAUGGUGGUAGUGGUAGUGAAAUAGGUAUAUUUAGCCUUGGAGUCCCUGUCGAUGCUCUCUUCUUUAUUGGUAACCAGCUGGUGGCUACUAGUCACACAGGAAAAGUGGGAGUAUGGAAUGCUGUGACUCAACAUUGGCAGGUUCAAGAUGUUGUUCCUAUCACAAGUUAUGAUACUGCUGGAUCAUUCCUACUGCUGGGCUGCAAUAAUGGUUCCAUAUAUUAUAUUGAUAUGCAAAAAUUUCCAUUACGAAUGAAGGAUAAUGAUCUUCUGGUGACAGAACUUUACCACGAUCCUUCCAAUGAUGCCAUAACAGCACUUAGUGUUUACCUCACACCCAAAACAAGUGUAAGUGGCAAUUGGAUUGAGAUUGCAUAUGGCACAAGUUCUGGAGCUGUGCGUGUAAUUGUGCAGCACCCAGAAACAGUUGGGUCAGGUCCUCAACUCUUUCAGACGUUCACAGUUCAUCGAAGUCCUGUUACAAAGAUCAUGUUGUCUGAGAAACAUCUUGUGUCAGUAUGUGCAGAUAACAAUCAUGUUCGAACAUGGACUGUGACUCGUUUCAGAGGAAUGAUUUCAACACAGCCGGGAUCCACCCCCUUGGCAUCCUUUAAAAUACUGUCCUUGGAGGAGACUGAGAGCCACGGCAGUUACUCUUCUGGAAAUGAUAUAGGGCCAUUUGGUGAGCGUGAUGAUCAACAGGUGUUUAUACAGAAAGUUGUCCCUAUUACUAACAAACUCUUUGUAAGGCUUUCAUCUACUGGAAAAAGGAUAUGUGAAAUUCAAGCAGUUGAUUGUACUACAAUUUCAUCUUUCACUGUACGAGAAUGUGAGGGAUCCAGUAGGAUGGGCUCGAGGCCACGACGCUACCUCUUCACAGGUCAUGUGAAUGGCAGUAUUCAGAUGUGGGACCUGACCACAGCAAUGGAUAUGGUUAAUAAAAGUGAAGAAAAAGAUGUGGGUGGUCCUACUGAAGAAGAAUUGCUUAAGCUUUUGGAUCAAUGUGACCUGAGCACAUCUCGUUGUGCUACCCCCAAUAUCAGUCCAGCCACUUCAGUGGUGCAGCAAAGCCGCCUGCGUGAAUCAAACUCUAGCCUCCAGUUGCAGCAUCGUGAAAUGAUCCAUGAAGCGGCAACAUACGGUGCCAUACGGCCAUAUAGGGAAAGUCCUUUGUUAGCCAGGGCACGACGGACAGAGAGUUUUCACAGUUACCGGGAAAUUCAGGCUUUUAAUUUGAACAAAACUAUGGUAGACAAAGCUGUUCCUCAGAAUGGCAACCAGUCUCCGCUACAGACAGAAGUGAAGAGGAUUGGUGAAAACAUAGUUGAUAAAAAGAUUUCAGCACCAGCACUGGAGGUAAAAGCUCCUAAAGCAGCAGAAGGUGGAACUGAACUCCAGAAAGUGCCAGAAAGUUUAUCAGAAAUGAAAAAAAGAGGAAUGGAUGAUGAAAAUGAAACCAAAACAGAUAGUAAAAAGAAAAGUGGAUUUGAAGGAGGAGGAGCACUCCUGGGAAGGAAAAAAGCACCACAUCUCGUGUCUUCAACAAGUAUUGUGGAGGGAGUUUCUGAAGCACUCAGUAUGGCUUCCCCAUCACCUACAAAGACACCAGUUUCUCCACGGCAUAAGAAAAAUGAUUUUUCCUGUCAGGACUAUACCUUAUAAAAGAGCUAAAGGGCAUCAGUAGCCUGGACACAUCACGUUUUAACACUAAACUGGAUGAAAUGUUUACAUAUCUGUUAAGUCUGUGUCUUUAAAAUUGAAGCUGUUGUGUGAAGUGUGGUAAGGCAGUAUAGGGAGCACAUCCUUCUACACAAAUGACUUUGUGUCACAACACAAACAGAAGCAUUUUUAAAGUAUUCUAAAUAGGUGUUGACUUUGUAUAACUCUUAAUAUAAAUCCAGUUCUGGUACAGAUACGAGUUCAAGUCUUGCUUAAUGCAGGCUGGCAUGCACUACCAUUUUUUGUUGUAAGGGAGACUUUCUGUUGUGUAUUAAGUGUUUCCCAGUCCUGAUUCCUCACAUGCUAAACCUUUAAUGUUUGUGGCCUGUCUACUGGUCUUCAGAUAAUCCUCAUUUCACAGUUUCGGUGUGGUUCCAUACUGGGAACAAACAAUGGAAAGAAGGUGGCAUGGCAUAUUUACCUUAUGUCUGCCUCUUCUGUUGACCCACCAUAUCCUUUACUAGUAUUAAUAUACUUCACAUACAUCCUAUGGUGCAUUUGUUAACUUAAUUGUAUUGUAGUUCCAAAACGUCUUGUUACUGAUUAUGGAUGCUAUUAAACAUUAUUUUGCAUA